CUAAAAUUGCAACAAAUUUUUCAUCUAACAACAGAAAAAGACAAAAUUGAUAUGAGAGUUGUGAGAAGAAUUACCAACUCUAGUGAUGCCAGUGAAUUCCUUAGAAAAUUAGAGGACCAAGAUAGGCACGGAGAAAAAUAUGUUAUAUUAGACUGCGAAGCUGAAAUAGCUAAAGCUAUAGUUAUUCAACAAAUUAAAGAUACAUAUAUUAAUAGAAGAAAUUAUCACUUUCUUGUCACGAGUCUUAUAAUUGAAGAUGACUGGAAUUCAGCUUUACUCUCACAUGGAGCUGUCAAUAUCACUGGAUUCCAAAUGCUCCAAGAGACAAGGCCUGAAGUGAGAGAAUUCUUAGCAGCUUGGAAGUCACUAGAUCCUUAUAGAUGGCCUGGAGGAGGAACUCAACACAUUACGACUGCCAUUGCACAAAUGUAUGAUGCAACUCGAGUAAUGCUGGAAGCAUUUAACCGCCUUCUCAAGAAAAAACCUGACAUCUUUCGAAACAACUUUCGAAGAGGAGAGGUUUAUAAUAAUGGCACCAAAGGCAUCAACUGUCAUCAAACGCCAAUAAUGGCUUGGGAGCAUGGGGAACGGAUAAAUAGGUUUUUAAAAAAGACAGAUUUAAGUGGUUUAACAGGAAAUAUUACAUUUGACGAUAAUGGAUGGCGCAAAAAUUACACAGUAAAUGUCGUGGAAAUGUCAAUGAAUAGUGAAAUGGUCAAAAUUGCGUAUUGGUCGGAUAACGAAGGAUUACAACAAGUUCCUCCUAACUACAAGAGAAUUCCUCAAAAUACUGGUUUCGAAAACAAAACGUAUAUUGUUACAAGUAUUUUGGAAGAGCCAUAUUUGAUGUACAAAGUGGCGGAAUCAGGUGUAAUUUUAGAAGGCAAUGACAUGUUUGAAGGUUAUUGUAAAGAUUUAGCAGAUUUAAUAGCUGAUAACUUAAAGAUCAGUUUUAUAAUAAAAUUAGUAAAUGAUUCUGCUUACGGUGGAAAAGACCCUACUUCUAAUGUUGGCUGGAAUGGAAUGGUUGGCGAGCUCAUAAGGAAGGAUGCAGACAUGGCAAUAGCUCCUCUGACAAUUACAUCAGCCAGAGAGAAUGUAAUCGAUUUUACAAAACCUUUCAUGUCCAUGGGAAUCAGUAUAAUGAUCAAGAAACCUUUGAACAGGGAGCCAGGUGUAUUUUCUUUCAUGAAUCCACUAUCCGAAGAAAUCUGGAUGUGUAUCAUCUUCGCUUAUGUAGGAGUAUCUGUUGUACUAUUUCUUGUUAGCCGAUUUUCACCCCAUGAAUGGCGUUAUGAAGAUAACUACUUGGGUCCAUCAGCUUCUAAUGAUUUUUCUUUGCAUAACAGUCUUUGGUUUUCUCUAGGCGCCUUCAUGCAACAGGGUUGUGACAUUUGCCCCAGGUCUAUUGCGGGCAGGAUCGUAGGAAGUGUUUGGUGGUUUUUUACUCUUAUAAUUAUUUCAUCCUAUACAGCCAACUUGGCGGCUUUUUUAACUGUAGAACGUAUGGUUACUCCAAUUAAUUCAGCUGAUGAUUUAGCAAAACAAACAGAAGUUGAAUAUGGAACCCUAAUGCACUCGUCGACACAGGAAUUUUUCAGGCUACAAAGUGGGAAAAUUCCUGUGUAUGCCCGCAUGUGGGAAUUCAUGAACUCCAGAAAACAUGUAUUUGUGCGCACCUAUGAAGAAGGCAUCCAAAGAGUUCGAGAAUCAAAAGGAAAAUAUGCUUUUCUAAUGGAAUCAACCAAGAAUGAAUACAUUAACGAACGAAAACCAUGUGAUACCAUGAAAGUGGGAAGGAAUUUAGAUGCUAAAGGUUAUGGUGUUGCAACACCCGUAGGAUCAAACCUAAGGGACCGUUUAAAUCUUGCUGUUUUGACAAUGCUGGAAAAUGGUGACUUGGCUCGCCUGGAAAAUAAAUGGUGGUACGAUAGAAGUGAAUGUAAAAAUGGAGAAUCUAAAGAAUCUUCUCAAAACGAAUUAACUCUAAGCAAUGUUGCUGGUUGUUUUUACAUAUUAAUUGGAGGAUGUGCUCUAGCUCUAAUGGUUUCUUUCCUUGAAUUUUGUUACAAGUCAAAAGUAGAAGCUAACAGAACUAAGGUUUCAUUUUGUGAGGUAAUGCUUAGCAAACUACAUACAUCCGUUACUGGAGAAUCUGAUCUUAACCACGCCAGGUUUUACCAAGCUGCAACACAAUUGAUAACAGCUGAAGGUUUAUCAGAUCAACCCAGCUCAAAUACCCAUACUCAAGUGUGAAGAAAGCUUAAAAUGCGCUAAAAAUGUUAUCACUGCAAAAUGAAUCCUAAAUGAAUAAUUUCAGUAACCUAGGAUUUAUAUCAAGAGAAAAGUGUCAAAUGAAAGUGACAAAAAAGAAGUGUUAUUUUUUUAAAGAUUUCUUCAAUAUAUGGGUUAUUAGAAGAAUCAAAUUGAUAUUAUUAUUAAAAUUUUGCAAAUUUAACUUUUCAGCUGAAAAUUCUUACUAAAUUAAUACAGCUGAUAUACGUAUGAAAAUAUCAUGCAUAAAAUACUAUUGAAUUAAGGAAAAGAUGCUAUAUCAGCGUUAGUUAUUUAUUUUUCGUUCAAAUAAAAGCACUUCUUUUAUUCUACCAAACACAUAAAAGUAACACGAAGCAACAUUUUGUCUUAUUUCACUGUAUUUGAAAAACAUAAUUUAUCAAUUUUCGUAAAACUUCACCUUCCAAACAAAUCUCAUUUUUUUUGCUAAAAUGUAUAAAGUAAUGUUAUUUUUAAUGUACCUGUUGAAUUAAAAUAUAAAG
Parasteatoda tepidariorum (common house spider) is the source of this 2777-nucleotide messenger RNA. RefSeq names its product glutamate receptor 1-like. Lineage: Eukaryota; Metazoa; Arthropoda; Arachnida; Araneae; Theridiidae. Gene Ontology annotation, molecular function: ligand-gated monoatomic ion channel activity; signaling receptor activity. The record is from RefSeq and is a predicted model, not a curated record. Gene Ontology annotation, biological process: monoatomic ion transport. Gene Ontology annotation, cellular component: membrane.